Molecule: messenger RNA, 1747 nt
Organism: Ictidomys tridecemlineatus (thirteen-lined ground squirrel)
Lineage: Eukaryota; Metazoa; Chordata; Mammalia; Rodentia; Sciuridae
Gene: Sfxn4
Product: sideroflexin 4
Biological process (GO): mitochondrial transmembrane transport; monoatomic ion transport
Cellular component (GO): mitochondrial inner membrane
Molecular function (GO): monoatomic ion transmembrane transporter activity
Source: RefSeq, a predicted model, not a curated record
UGGGCGGGGCACGCUGCCCAGCUCCUCCUCCGCGCCCGGCCUGGCGGCGACGGCCACUCCAACCCUACGUAGGUCCCAGCAAGAGGAGGAAGCGCGAGGCCAGCGCCGCCAGACGCAUGGAGCCCAACGUGCGCUUCUGGAUCGCGGAACGCCGAUCUUUUGUUCAGAGGCUUCUUCAGUGGACAGAAUUAUUAGAUCCUACAAACUUGAUCACUUCAAUUGAAAAAAUAGAAAAAUCGAGGCAACUGCUGUUUACCAGUGAAGAUGCAUACAGAUUCGACGUGGAUGACCAGAGGAUUAAAGAUGCUUGGAAAAGAAGCCUCUCAACCGUGCAUCCUGACAGCAGCAGGCUGAUACCCAUUCUCUUCCGACCUGCAGCUUUCCUGCCUUUGACGGUGCCCACGGUAUUUUUGUCAAUGAUGCCAGCAAAAGGGAUGAAGUCCAUGAUUUUACCCCAGGUUUCCUUAUAUGCCUACACCACAGGGUUCACCAUGGUCAACGGAAACGCAAGUUACAGUCACAGUCUACCAGCAAAAAUAUUAUUAGGAGCAGGAGUAAUUGCUUCUUCGACCUUCUUUGGGUUAAUUCCACAUUUGGUACAAAUGAAGUAUCAUCUGGAUAACCCUUGGAUCAAAAGAGCCUUACCGAUUGUCUUUCUUGCACAAGUCAGUGGAAUGAAUGUUUUUGCUUCUCGGAGUUUGGAGCCUGUCCAAGGGAUUGAGGUCAUGGACAAGGAUGGCAAUGUCAUAGGACGUUCCAGAAGAGCUGGAAGAAAGGCUGUUAGAGAAACAGCAAUCUCCAGGGCAGUGCUGUUUGGGACCUCGGCUUUUAUUCCUGAAGUCUUCACCUACUUUUUUAAAAGAACCCAGUUUUUCCUGCAAAAUCCACAAUCCUUAUGGACCCUAAAACUGUCCUGUACUCUCCUGGUGAUGGGGGUGAUGGUGCCCGUGUCUUUCAGUAUGUUUCCACAAAUUGGACAGAUAAAGUACAGUAAACUUGAAGAGGAAAUUCAGGCUUUGACGGAAGAAACAGAACUGUUCUAUAACAGAGGGGUGUAGGCGCCAGGUAUGAGUGAUUCUGGCUCCUGCUUGAAGACCUCCCUGCCCUCCAGGUUUCAGUUCACAAAACCCUGCCGACCCCGACAUCCCUGGGAACCUCUAGAAGCAGGAUGGCUUCUAGGGACUUUGAGGCUGGUGGAAGAAGUGAUGGGAGUGUGUCCUGACCAACACCCCACGUGAGGCUGCUGUCCAGCAGCAGCCUGUGGGAGGACUGUGCAGCUACUAAUGAACUUUGUCUAAAGUUGAAUAUUGAAACAGUACAAUGAAGGGUGCACCUGGCCCAGGAGGUGGGCACUAAAAUGACAUCCCAUCUCCAGAUAAGCGCAAGCAGCCCUGUUUCCCUCCUUGGCUCACUCCAUCCUGGACAACCUGCAAGUCCUGCCAUGCUGCCCACUGUGCUGUACCCACUGCGCACUGACAGGAGGCUCUGCCUCCUUCCAUGGAAAACCAAGGAUGUUGGCCAGCAGUGACCUCCUGGUUGGCGUGCAAUUAGCAAACCUCCUCCACUCACACCCAGCCUGUCCAUGUAAGGUUACCUGUCCCUAGGUUUUGGGCUCCUCCCUUUGGACCUCAGGGCCUUGCACUACAGCCUCUGCAGUCCCCUCUGGCCUCAGCCUCCCUCUCUGCUGGCUCCUCCCCAGGAGCAUUUAAACUGCCUCAUUAAAAAAGCAAAAAUCCAUCCACAGUCA